AUGCCUUUUCAUGCCAAUGUUGUUCCCAUGACCUCAUUCUCCUUUUCUAAUCUGCUUUUCUUAAUUUCCUGCAAUGUAAUGCUAGUUUUUCCUCUGUUUUUCAUGUCCACGUUUCGUGUAAGUAGGAGAGGGAACUGUUCACAGGGAGGUGGAGAAGAUUGUCAGGUGAGGAUCUCUUACCUGUGCAUCCAUGAUUUUCUCCAGGUUUGCCCUCUGGAUCUUGGAGGAAUUCCCCCGGUGAUUUCUUUCUUGAAUGGGUGGACAAGCACAUCGACACAUUCAGGGGACAGGAACAAAACGGAGCACAUGUGA
This is a messenger RNA of Triticum turgidum subsp. durum (durum wheat), 312 nucleotides long. The record is from the annotation of a GenBank genome assembly. Lineage: Eukaryota; Viridiplantae; Streptophyta; Magnoliopsida; Poales; Poaceae.